UUCCUGUUACCAGGGAGCUGCAGUGAAAAUGAUCUUCCUUUCAUCUGAGGAACAGGUAGAACCAGAUUCUCCAGGUGUGGAGAAAGCAAUCUGUGCUUCCCAUUUGAUAGUAGCAGCAAAUGUACAACUUUAUCUCCAACUUAUUUGACUUCAUUGUUUGGCUUUCAAUUAACUGUAUAAGAACCAUAAAGAAAGCUUGUGGCUUAGAAGUGAUUUAAGCACUUGAUCAAGCAUUCCACUCCAUGGCACUUGGCGUUUCUCUCAGACUAAGAACUCUAACACAAAAGUUGGGAAAACAAGAACAAGACACCAAGGAGGAAAAGGAAAAUGAAAGACCGACUUCAAGAAUUAAAACUGAAGACCAAGGAAAUGGAACUCUCUCGGGACAGCCAGGUGUUUGUGGAAGCAGAGGAACAAGGGGUGCUUGUCCAGCAAGCUGUUAUUUAUGAAAGAGAGCCUGUACUUGAGAGACACCUACAUGAGGUCCAAAAACUGCAGGAGAACAUUAACAGCUUUGUUGAUGAUGUUCAGCGAUUUGGACAGCAGCAGAAAAGUCUGGUGGCUUCUAUGAGAAGGUUUAGUCUACUUAAACGAGACUCUACCAUCGCCAAGGAGAUAAAAACCCAAGCAGAACACAUAAACAGAGCGCUGGGUGAAUUAGUUAAGGAAGUAAAAAAGUCAGAGGUUGAAAAUGGUCUAUCAUCAGUAGUCACGAGGAUACUUCAGUCUCAGUAUGCUUCCAUGUUCCGCCACUUUCAGCAAACCAUGUUUCUGUACAAUGACACAAUAGCUUUAAAGCAGGAAAAGUGCAAGACAUUUAUUGUGCGUCAGCUUGAAGUGGCUGGAAAAGAAGUGUCUGAAGAGGAAGUCGAUGACAUGCUUCAUCAUGGGAAAUGGGAGGUUUUUAAUGAAAGCUUACUCACAGAAACCAGUAUCACUAAAGCCCAACUCUCAGAGAUUGAACAGAGACACAAAGAACUUGUGAAUUUGGAGAACCAAGUGAAGGACCUCCGGGACCUUUUCAUUCAGAUAUCUCUUCUGGUAGAGGAACAAGGAGAGAGCAUCAACAACAUUGAGGUAAUGGUCAACAGCACAAAAGAUUACGUUAGCAAUACCAAAGAAAAAUUCGGACUUGCUGUAAAAUACAAAAGAAGAAACCCCUGCAGGGCCCUGUGCUGUUGCUGCUGUCCAUGCUGUGCCUCCAAAUAAAGACGCCAUCUUAGAGACUUU
Molecule: messenger RNA, 1230 nt
Organism: Meriones unguiculatus (Mongolian gerbil)
Lineage: Eukaryota; Metazoa; Chordata; Mammalia; Rodentia; Muridae
Gene: Stx19
Product: syntaxin 19
Exons: 2
Coding region: 328-1209 (293 amino acids)
Biological process (GO): synaptic vesicle fusion to presynaptic active zone membrane; exocytosis; intracellular protein transport
Cellular component (GO): SNARE complex; synaptic vesicle; plasma membrane
Molecular function (GO): SNARE binding; SNAP receptor activity
Source: RefSeq, a predicted model, not a curated record